Messenger RNA from Limanda limanda (common dab), 1185 nucleotides. Its product is annotated as zona pellucida-like domain-containing protein 1. NCBI's taxonomy places the organism in Eukaryota, Metazoa, Chordata, Actinopteri, Pleuronectiformes, Pleuronectidae. The transcript has 10 exons. Bases 1 to 1185 code for a protein of 394 amino acids. Gene Ontology annotation, cellular component: cell surface. The record is from RefSeq and is a predicted model, not a curated record.
AUGUCCAUACCAAGGAUGGUAAAAAUGAACCUUCUCAGCCUUUUCUUCUUGGUAUCCAUGGUGGCCAAAAGCCAUCAGUUAACGUGCCAGAAUGAGCUUCGACGGCCAGAAUACAGUGACAUCUCAGUUGAAUGUGGCACAUCCUCAAUUAGCCUGGCUAUCCUUAUCUGCCCUGUUGUCUACACUGGCUACAAUGAGUCAUUGCUCAUCCUCAACCACAUUUUCAACAUGCCAGAGUGCAAAGGAACCUUGGAUGAAUCCGUCACCCCGCCGGUUGUCAGGUUCACCUUCCCUCUCAACAUGACCAACGCUUGUGGAAGCAAGUUCCUGACCACCAGUGCAGCUGGCACAGGGAUAUUUGCUGACUUCUCCAACAUCCAGACGGUUAAUGUCAGUGGUGCUGUGCGCUCCCAUGAUCCAACCAAGGGAGUAGUCACCUAUAAUGCUGAGCUCAAAUAUUAUUAUUCCUGUGCUUACCCUCUUGAGUAUCUCAUCAACAACACCCAGGUGGAAGUGUCAGCAUCUUCCAUUGCAGUUACGGACAAAAAUGGAAGCUUUGUCAGUACUUUGACUAUGGAAAUCUUUAAUGACGCAAACUACACAACUCCUUUGGACAUACCACCACUGGGAUUAGAGCUGAGGACCACCAUCUAUGUCCAGGUCCAAGCAGACAACCUGACUGCUCAGUACCAUGUCCUUUUGGACAGAUGCUAUGCUUCCAUUUCUCCUAAUCCCACAAACUCCACCUUCUUCAAUCUGUUUGUCCCGUGCUCCAGCGAUCAGAUGACAACCGUGUAUGGGAACGGGAAUGGUCACCAUUCCCGUUUCUCCUUCCCGGCCUUCAGGUUCGUUGAACAGCAGAACCAGACAGUGUCCACUUAUUACCUACACUGUAUCACCAGGCUUUGUGAGAUCAGCACCUGCAGUGCCUUUCAGCAAUGUGGCAGCAGGAGGAGAAGGGACGUUGAUCCCACUGAUGCCUCUGAAGCUACCAUCCUAUCUUCUAUUCCCAUUGUCACCAAAAAUGACAAAUCACUGACAUCUAAGGAGGAAGCUGUAUCCAGCACUGACUCGGACUCAGACUCAAGGAUGGGUCUUGGGAUAGCUGUGGGUGUCCUCACACUGGCCGUCAUUGUGGUUGUGGCUGCUGCAGCCAUCCUCUACAGGAGGAACAAACUCUUUUAA